GCCCGGGCGUUAGCUGCGUCCCGGCUCGGAGCCCGCGAAGAGGACCUGGAGGAAGGCGCCGCGGUGGCCGUGGGCGCAGUGCUCUGGACCCGGCAAGCCAUGAACAGCGGCCCCGCGGGCCACCCUGCGGUCGCUGGCCGCCACUGAGCCCGGCCGGGAGACACCUCGCGGCUCCCCAGUACCCUCCGCAGUGGGCACCCUCGCGCGCAGAGAAACAUGAUUCCAGUGACAGAAUUCCGGCAGUUCUCUGAGCAGCAGCCUGCCUUCCGGGUGCUGAAACCAUGGUGGGAUGUGUUCACCGAUUACCUUUCAGUGGCCAUGCUGAUGAUCGGUGUGUUUGGAUGUACUUUACAGGUCAUGCAAGACAAGAUAAUUUGCCUUCCAAAAAGAGUUCAGCCAUCUCAGAACCACUCUUCCCUUUCAAAUGUGUCUCAGGCAGUGGCUGCAACAACCCCCUUGCCUCCACCUAAACCAUCUUCGACGACCCCCGUCACUGUGGAGAUGAAAGGCCUGAAGACAGAUCUGGACCUCCAGCAGUACAGCUUUAUAAACCAGAUGUGCUAUGAGCGAGCCCUCCACUGGUAUGCCAAGUACUUCCCUUACCUUGUCCUCAUCCAUACCCUGGUCUUCAUGCUCUGCAGCAACUUUUGGUUCAAAUUCCCUGGCUCCAGCUCCAAAAUAGAACAUUUUAUCUCCAUCCUGGGGAAGUGUUUUGACUCCCCCUGGACCACACGGGCUUUGUCAGAAGUGUCCGGAGAGGACUCAGAAGAGAAGGACAACAGGAAGAACAACCUGAGCAGGUCCAACACCACCCAGUCUGGCCCAGAAGGCAACCUGGUCAACUCUCAGUCGUUAAAGUCAAUUCCCGAGAAGUUCGUGGUGGACAAAACUACUGCAGGGGCUCUGGAUAAGAAGGAAGGAGAGCAAGCAAAGGCCUUAUUUGAGAAGGUGAAGAAGUUCAGGCUGCAUGUAGAAGAAGGUGAUAUACUGUAUGCUAUGUAUGUUCGCCAGACUGUGCUUAAGGUUAUAAAAUUCCUAAUCAUCAUCGCGUACAAUAGUGCCCUGGUUUCCAAGGUCCAAUUUACAGUGGACUGUAAUGUUGACAUUCAGGACAUGACUGGAUAUAAGAACUUCUCUUGCAAUCAUACCAUGGCACACUUGUUCUCAAAACUUUCCUUCUGCUACCUGUGCUUUGUAAGUAUCUAUGGUCUGACAUGCCUUUAUACCUUGUACUGGCUGUUCUACCGUUCUCUGCGGGAAUACUCUUUUGAGUAUGUCCGGCAGGAGACUGGUAUUGAUGAUAUUCCUGAUGUGAAAAAUGACUUUGCUUUUAUGCUUCAUAUGAUAGAUCAGUAUGACCCUCUGUAUUCCAAGAGAUUCGCAGUGUUCCUGUCUGAAGUGAGUGAAAACAAAUUAAAGCAGCUAAACUUAAAUAACGAGUGGACCCCCGAUAAACUGAGACAGAAGCUACAGACGAAUGCCCACAACCGCCUAGAGUUGCCUCUCAUCAUGCUCUCUGGCCUUCCAGACACUGUUUUUGAAAUUACAGAGUUGCAAUCUCUAAAGCUUGAGAUCAUUAAGAAUGUAAUGAUACCGGCCACUAUUGCGCAGCUAGACAAUCUCCAAGAGCUCUCUCUACACCAGUGCUCAGUCAAAAUCCACAGCGCGGCACUCUCUUUCCUAAAGGAAAACCUCAAGGUCUUGAGCGUCAAGUUUGACGAUAUGAGAGAACUGCCCCUCUGGAUGUAUGGACUUAGGAACCUGGAAGAGCUCUACCUGGUUGGCUCUCUAAGUCACGAUAUUUCCAGAAAUGUCACCCUUGAGUCUCUGCGAGAUCUCAAAAGCCUUAAAAUUCUCUCUAUCAAAAGCAAUGUUUCCAAAAUCCCUCAGGCAGUGGUGGACGUUUCCAGCCACCUCCAGAAGAUGUGCAUCCACAACGACGGCACCAAGCUGGUGAUGCUCAACAAUUUAAAGAAGAUGACCAACCUCACGGAGCUGGAGCUGGUCCACUGUGACCUGGAGCGCAUUCCUCACGCCGUGUUCAGCCUGCUCAGCCUCCAGGAAUUGGACCUCAAGGAAAAUAAUCUGAAAUCUAUAGAGGAAAUCGUUAGCUUCCAGCACUUGAGGAAGCUCACAGUGCUAAAACUGUGGCAUAACAGCAUCACCUACAUCCCAGAGCACAUAAAGAAACUCACCAGCCUGGAGCGUCUGUCCUUCAGUCACAACAAAAUAGAGGUGCUGCCUUCCCACCUCUUCCUCUGCAACAAAAUCCGAUACUUGGACUUAUCCUACAAUGACAUUCGUUUUAUCCCACCCGAAAUCGGAGUCCUACAAAGUUUACAGUAUUUUUCCAUUACUUGUAACAAAGUGGAGAUACUUCCAGACGAACUCUACUUCUGCAAGAAACUUAAAACUCUGAAGAUUGGGAAAAACAGCCUCUCAGUACUUUCACCUAAAAUUGGAAAUUUACAGUUUCUUUCCUACUUAGACGUUAAAGGCAAUCACUUUGAAAUCCUCCCUCCUGAACUGGGCGACUGUCGGGCUCUGAAGAGGGCUGGCUUAGUGGUGGAAGAUGCUUUGUUUGAAACUCUGCCUUCUGAUGUUCGGGAGCAAAUGAAAGCAGAAUAACUUAUUUUUAUUUUAAAGUUUGACUGAUACAUGCUUCUACCAAAUACAGUAUACAUAAUUAGGUAGUUUUAAUGCUCUUCCUAUUUUAUGUUUUUUUUUUCCUUUUCACAGGAAACAAAAUGUACACAAAGAUUGAGUAAGGAGUAUGUAUUUUUUAAUAAAAAUUUAAUUGUAUUUUUUCAGUAUUAAUAUUUUAAAGUUUUAUUUGUCCUGGAACCUAAUGUACCUAUUAUUAUUGUUUUCUACUUGCAGAAACAGAUGGUUCAGUCUGUUUUUGUUGUGUUUUCAGUUCAUUCUUGUGAAGGGGAGAGAAUUUUAGUUGCAUUUUUUUCAGUAUUUUUUUAAAUAGAUGAAGCUGUUUUGCCAAGGUCAUUCUUAGCUUGUUUACAUCUGUCCAGUUCCCUUUUGUGUCAUUGUUUGUACACAAGGAAUCUGUGCUGGUUAUUUUAAUCCCAGCUGCCUUCUCUGUCGGCCAUGCCCUCCACUGUAUAUAGGAUAUUCUUUUCUGGAGUGUAAACUCACGCAAGUGCAUUGUCACAGAUUAUUAUUUUAAAAUUUUCCCCCAUCUCUAAGUUAUGUUAUUUCAAAUACCUGUCAGUCAAAGUUAUCCUUAGAUGAGGGUUUUUUAAGUGAGUGUUUAAGAUGAGGGUUUUUUAAAGAUUAAAAAGAUUUUUUAAUCUUUAUGGAAGAUUUUUUAAUAAUCUUCCAUAGCUGGCAUGCGUGAAUUGGUCCUUUAUAAUUUGAUUUCCAUUUUAUUAACAUUUGAAAAUAUUUUAAAACUAAAUACAGAGGCCCCCCCCUUUAAUCUCAAUGUAGCUAUAUAAUACUGGUGAACAACCUUAGAGAAGUUAGAUUUAUUUUAAUUAAAAUAGGUAAUUAAAUUUAAAUAUCAUAGAAUAGAAGCCUGGUUUUUGAAUAAUUUAAUCAUCUUUGAUGUCUUGAUAUGUAGCUAAAUCAGAUGGAAAAAAUUCACUACUAAAGCACUCUGUCAAAGACCCAGUGCGCGCCAGCCGGGCAGUGUGGAAUCCAUUCAAAUUCUGCCUGUUGCACAGAAUAAUCCAUGUAUAUGUAUAUUUAAUCAGUUUCCCUCAAGUCUGCCCUUGCUGUGAGUGCUAGUGAGGCAAGCACAGGAACGCUUUCUGCUCUCUUUGGCUUAAAAUAAGUAUCUCAUAGAAUGGUUCUGUUACUUUUGUUUGAAAUGUGAACAAAUUGCUAAGUGGGUGUCACUUAGCAAUAAUUUUUUCCAGUGAUCAGUAGAGCUUUCAUGUAUCUUUGUACUUAAAAAUCCAAUACGGUGUGGGUCUCAGGAAGAAUUUUUCAAUAACCAUUGAGUUGUGUGGAACAGGAACACGGAAGUACGAUCCCUCCAUCCGGGAGCAGCACUACUGAUCAUGGAAUUUUGUGUUACUUACCGAAUCACAUUGACCGUUUUCCAUGUCUAGUCUUCUGCAAGACAGUUUUGUGACACAACAGAGAGUAGGAAGAUGAUUAGGAGUUUCAAAAUGCCACCUCUAAAAUUUGCUCCUUGGACUGCUCAGUGCUAAUCUGAGUCACGUGACACGCAGCCACAGGAGCUGAGCAGGUACACCUACCGCAUCUGUGCUCCUCUUGUUAGAUACAGCACAUCGUGGGGGAGGGACUUGGGAAAGACAUGCUUUUCACUUAUUUAAUAAUCUAAUCAUGCAGCCCAGAUUUCUUCACUAUUUCUGCUCUAUGUUAAAGUGUUAGAAUGGUGAUUUUGUGUAACUGAUUUAUUUCGACCUCUAAUUGAAACAGUAUGUUUAAAAUAAUAACAUGGUUGUAUUUCUCAUAGGAUAAAACACUCAAUUCCAGAAUAUUGUUAAGAUCCUGGUGAUGAACAUUGUGCUGUAUUUAGGAACAUGGCCCUAUCUUGCUUUAAACAAAGAACAAACAAAAAAUGUGGGAGACUGUCCGUGGCUGAGCACAAGGGAAAUACCUGGCUGAGAGUAGACUUGGAUAACCACCGUUAAACACUGGGUGCACUGUUCUUCUGUAUGAAAUGUAUGGUUAUUUUCUAUAUCGCCCUUCAAAAGGGAUCUAUUCAGGUUAAAAAUCAUAUUUAUGCUCAAGUCCUUAUCUGGUGUCAAAGCAUAAUCUCAUAUGUGUUCAUUACUGAAGUCACUAAUAAUUAUCACUUACAACAACUUGCUUAAAGUUCUAAAAGAAUUUGAUUUGCUUUCUUAAUGAUUUUGCAGGCUGACCCUUAAUUUAUGUUUUAAAUAACAUCCAAAAAAUUAGUAUAGUUCUGUGACUUUAUGUUUUCAUUAAAAGGGAAAAUUCAUAGAUGUUUCUAUUAGAUUUUAUAAAGUUUCAAAAUUCUCAGACUUUAUCUUGAGUCAAAGUUUUCUGACUCUGGCCCUUUUUAAUACCGAUUUUUGUUCACAUUCUUAAGUAAAAAGCAUUCAAUUACUACUUAGCCUUUAAAUGGGAAACUCAGGUAACUGAACUGCUGACUUUUCUGAAGUUCUUUAACAGAUAAACUUCAUAUAAAAGGGGUGUUUACCUAAUCUUUUUUGUAUUUUACAAGUGCAAUUGCUAAAAAAAAAACAGCUAGCUCUAUUUCUCCAACCCCUAUAGGAUUCAUGGGAAACUGCUCAAUGUAGCUUUAAAGCACCAGUGUUCUCAUAACUCCUAUGGCUACUUGAAGCCCUUAAAGGGUACGCUUUUUGGUCUGUUUUAAUGGGCAAGUGUAGAACGGUCUGGCUCAUGGUCUGGUUGAAACAGAGCAUAUAAGUAUAUCCCAGUGGAACUCCCAAAAGAAGACCACACCUCUGAAAAGUAAUUAUGUGUUUUUAUUUUGUUUUGUUUUUAACAACGAUUUUAAUAUAAAGGUUCGUUGUACAGUGAAACCUGUUAGUUACGAUUAUAAAUUUUUUUUUUAUUGUUCACCCACCAUUUUUCCUGCCACACACUCCUCAUAUAGCUAUUGUAAUGAGUUCUGCAUCCUGCUUUUUCAGAAAGGCAUGGGAAAGGUGCCUGCCAUGGGUGUUUUGUUCAUUUAGAGGUGGUUCCUUACCUGUCUCUCAAGCCAUCUUUGUAGAGAGGGGCCUACACAACCUGGCAUCUUCUUUGGGUUACUUGGGAUAAGAGCAGCUUGAGUUCUUGCAAUACAAUCUCUGACACUAAGAAAGAGGACAAAAUCUUUACCUCUUGUUGCCAUCUCCCCCAAGGGAAGUUUGCUGUUACUCAUUUUCCUAAUUCUACAAGAAAAGUUCAUUUUUAAGUAGUUUAUUUUCCUCUCUAAUUUCAUACUAAAUACCUGAUCAAUGAUAAUGACAUAUUUACUUAAAGUGAACAUUCAUGGUACAUCUUUAGGAAAACUGUCGGCAGUACUCAGUCGAGAAUAGAUAAAUUUCAAUUUGUGUUUAGAGACUAAAUGAAGAUUCAAUUCACAUUCCCUUAUUAAUACAGCGAUUAUGUUACUCAAACAGUUCACAUUUGGGUAGGAUCUCAGCAACUCAGGGUCGGGUUCCAUGCUAACCCCAACUUAGCAAACAGCGCAGUUACUCAUGAGGGAGAUGCCUCAAAGGUCUGCAAGUUUUCCCACCUUUCCUUGAUUAUUUAGACAGAAUGUAAGAAAUUUUGGACAGUCUUGCCCAGAACUGCCACUGAUCUUUCAGAUUUCGGCCUCAAUGACAUGCUUCUAAUACAAUGUUAUACUACCUUCCAAACUAGGGAUCCACUCAUUACAUUUUCCCAAGCCAUUUACUGAUACAGGUGACAUCCUUAAAAGUUCAUUUUGGGAGAAAGGGAGAGGGUCUCCUCUCACUCCAAGGAAUUUUUUUUUUAAUCAAAAAGCCUUUGGAAAGGGUUAUGUAACUUUGAACUUAAUUUCUGGGCCAUAUUAAAUAACAGUUCUUAUUCAUGUUUUUUAAUGUGGUAUAAAUAAUGUUUUCUGCUAAAUACCAUCCCCCCACCUGAUUCUGCCUCUUUAAUGAAAUAUUUUUAAUGAAAUCCAAUGCCUUAUGUGCUCACUCAGUUUUCCUUCUGCCUCUUGUAUUCUGUCACUGUCUCUGUGUUCAGAUUGUGUCAAAUGCUGGCAACACCUCUCAGACUGUCAAGGAAAAUGCUUGAAAGUUGAAUUGUCAUCAUGCAAAUUCAUGAUAAAAUGUCUUAAUGUUAUCUGGCUAUGUAGUACAUAGGAAGAAGAAAUAAAUAAAGUCACUUUUGUAAUUUAAA
This is a messenger RNA of Artibeus jamaicensis (Jamaican fruit-eating bat), 6828 nucleotides long. It is a transcript of the gene LRRC8C, whose product is annotated as leucine rich repeat containing 8 VRAC subunit C. Lineage: Eukaryota; Metazoa; Chordata; Mammalia; Chiroptera; Phyllostomidae. Gene Ontology annotation, molecular function: protein binding. Bases 217 to 2628 code for a protein of 803 amino acids. The transcript has 3 exons. The record is from RefSeq and is a predicted model, not a curated record.